AUUUUGUUACAAAUAUAUAAAGUAUCAAGAUUUCGUGGGCAAAACGCACUUUGUCGUCAUCCUAUUUUCAGAGCAGAGUUUGUCCCAUUAUGUGCUUUCACCUUCCUAUUAAUAUUUUGUGCACAUAGGGGAGAGCAUGUCUGAGGUUAUUCACACUGUACAAUAACUAAUGUUGCCAGAGUUCAGUGCAAGCUUGUGAAGUUCAUUGACACCUGAUGUGAUAAUAUCGCCACUGGAAACAGGCAUCAGGCCAAAUUCUUGGCCCUAGUACAGUUGCCUUACUCUGCUCCAGGAGCAAACCGACAUCUGUAAAACCAGCUGCUCUGUUGGGAUUCGCCAUGUGCAAUUGUAGUCAUGGCCCAAAUGACAACUGUAGAAACGCUGCCUCUUUGGGAAAUUUACUAGGUGUUUGUUUCCCAGGUUUACCACAACUGUAGUUGUAUCCUGGAGAAUGGUCCCGCGGGUUCUGCCCAAGCAAGAGCAGGAAAAUGCACUUCCUCCUGUGACAGAAGGAACCUCCUUCUGUGUUUCAUGUUCGUUGUGAUUUUCUUUACAUUCCUCAGCAGUAUUCCUGCUCUGACUGCAACUCUACGGUGUGUCUCCGACCGACAGAAAUCAUUUGCUCUCGGAAUCCAGUGGAUUGUAGUAAGGACUCUAGGAAGCAUUCCCGGUCCCAUUGCAUUCGGCUCAAUGAUUGAUCUGUCAUGUCUGGUGUGGCAAGACCAAUGUGGAGAACAAGGUUCUUGCUACGUUUACCAGAACUUCGCCAUGAGUCGAUACACUCUGAUUGCUGGAGUUGUCUACAAGGUGAUGCCCAAUAAUAUUUCAUAUUCACCUCUCCUGGCCCAGGCUUUUUGCUUAGGAUUGGUUAGAUAAGCAGCACCAACUGAGGCGGAAUUUUGGAAACAUCUGUAACGUUGUUCUGAUUGCAACAUAAAUCCUAUCGUCAUGCAACUGUUGGUGUGAAAACACAGCAACGUGCUUGCAACUGCGUGCAAAUGUUCCAUUUAUUAUGAUUCACACUUUAGCAACUCACCGGGUGGCACCAUUCUCUUGACUCCAUGUUA
Molecule: messenger RNA, 1067 nt
Organism: Pelodiscus sinensis (Chinese soft-shelled turtle)
Lineage: Eukaryota; Metazoa; Chordata; Testudines; Trionychidae
Source: RefSeq, a predicted model, not a curated record